AUGGCCUCGGUCCCGCCUCCGCCCCCGCCAGGAUGGGGCGCCGGUGCACCUCCUCCGCCUCCCGGUAUGGCCCCUCCGCCUGGCAUGGCACCUCCGCCGCCGGGCUAUCGCCCACCAGUCGAUCCUCGGGUGGCCAAGUUCGCGCAAAAGAAGAAGGAGUGGCUUAGGACACAGCGCAAUCGAUUUGGCGAGAAACGCAAGGGUGGCUUUGUCGAGACACAAAAGGCAGAUAUGCCUCCGGAGCAUCUGCGCAAAAUCGUCAGAGAUAUUGGGGAUGUCAGCCAGAAGAAGUUCAGCAGCGACAAGAGGAGUUACCUGGGCGCGUUGAAGUACAUGCCGCAUGCCGUCUUCAAGUUGCUGGAGAAUAUGCCGAUGCCGUGGGAAAGUGCCCGAGAGGUGAAAGUGCUAUACCACGUCAACGGCUGCCUGACGCUCGUCAACGAGACGCCGCGGGUUAUCGAGCCCAUCUUUCAUGCGCAGUGGGCGACGAUGUGGGUCUCGAUGAGGCGGGAGAAGAGUGACAGACGACAUUUCAAGCGCAUGCGAUUCCCUCCCUUCGACGACGAGGAGCCACCCCUGUCCUGGUCGGAGAACAUCGAAGACGUGGAGCCUCUCGAGCCUAUACAGAUGGAAUUGGACGAGAACGAGGAUGGCCCCAUCUACGAGUGGUUCUACGAUCACCGACCUCUGCUGGACACACCACACGUCAACGGCCCAAGUUACAAGACGUGGAAUUUAUCGUUGCCGCAAAUGGCGACGCUUUACAGAUUGUCGCAUCAGUUACUGAGCGAUGUGGUAGACAAGAACUACUUCCACAUGUUCGAUCGGGAGAGUUUUUUCACCGCCAAAGCACUCAACGUGGCUAUUCCGGGCGGGCCUCGCUUCGAACCGCUGUACAAGGACAUUGACCCUAAUGACGAGGACUUUGGUGAAUUCAACGCCAUUGACAGAAUCAUCUUCCGUGCGCCUAUUCGGACCGAGUACCGAGUUGCAUUCCCCUAUCUGUACAAUUCCCUACCGCGUAGCGUCAAGCUUUCGUGGUACUCGCACCCUCAGAUUGUCUCCGUCAGGGCGGAGGACCCGAACCUGCCGGCCUUUUAUUUUGAUCCUGCCAUCAAUCCCAUCUCAUCUCGCUCAGUCGCGCCAAAGAACAUCACGGUCAGCCAUGAAGACGAGAUCUUUGGUGCGGGCAAUAAUGAGGACGACGAAUUUGAGCUUCCAGGCAACGUCGAACCAUUCCUUGCCGAUGAGGAGCUGUACACAAGUGAGACGGCUUCCGCUAUUGCUCUGUGGUGGGCUCCCUUCCCAUUUGAUCGACGAUCCGGAAAAAUGGUUCGGGCUCAAGAUGUGCCACUUGUCAAGCAGUGGUAUCUUGAGCACUGUCCUCCUGGCCAGCCGGUCAAGGUUCGAGUCUCAUAUCAAAAGUUGUUGAAGAGUUAUGUUUUGAACGAACUACAUCGCAAGAAACCUAAGGCGCAUAACAAGCAAGAUCUCCUCAAGACGUUGAAAUCCACCAAAUUCUUCCAACAGACCACCAUCGACUGGGUUGAAGCUGGAUUACAGGUCUGCCGACAAGGCUUCAACAUGUUGAAUCUCCUCAUCCAUCGAAAGAACUUGACGUAUCUGCAUCUUGAUUACAACUUCAACCUCAAACCAGUCAAGACUCUGACCACCAAAGAACGCAAGAAGUCAAGAUUCGGCAACGCUUUCCACUUGAUGCGUGAGAUCUUGAGAUUGACAAAGCUCAUAGUUGAUGCCCAGGUUCAGUAUAGACUUGGCAAUAUCGACGCCUUCCAGCUGGCUGAUGGUAUUCUUUACGCUUUCAACCAUGUUGGCCAGCUUACGGGUAUGUACCGGUACAAGUACAAGCUCAUGCAUCAGAUCCGCUCUUGCAAAGACUUGAAACACUUGAUCUACUACCGUUUCAAUUCUGGCCCUGUGGGUAAAGGCCCUGGUUGUGGCUUCUGGGCACCAGCCUGGAGAGUCUGGCUUUUCUUCAUGCGAGGGAUCAUUCCUCUGCUGGAGAGAUGGCUUGGCAACCUGCUCUCUCGACAAUUCGAAGGCCGGCACAGCAAGGGUGUUGCGAAGACCGUCACCAAACAGCGAGUUGAAUCGCAUUUUGACCUCGAGCUUCGUGCCUCGGUCAUGGCAGAUCUGAUGGACAUGAUGCCCGAAGGUAUCAGACAGAACAAGGUCAAUACUGUACUUCAACAUCUGUCCGAAGCGUGGCGAUGCUGGAAGAGCAAUAUCCCAUGGAAAGUGCCUGGUUUACCUGCCCCAAUUGAAAACAUCAUCUUGCGAUACGUCAAGAGCAAGGCUGACUGGUGGAUCUCCGUUGCCCACUACAACCGAGAGCGCAUCAGGCGGGGUGCGACUGUCGACAAGACCGUGGCGAAGAAGAAUCUUGGCCGUUUGACAAGAUUGUGGUUGAAGGCCGAACAAGAACGACAGCACAAUUACAUGAAAGACGGUCCAUACGUGUCUUCUGAAGAAGCUGUUGCGAUCUACACAACCACCGUCCACUGGCUCGAGUCACGGAAAUUCUCCCCCAUUCCUUUCCCCAGCGUCUCGUACAAGCAUGAUACGAAGAUUCUUAUCUUGGCUUUGGAGCGACUCAGGGAGGCUUACUCCGUCAAAGGAAGAUUGAAUCAGAGUCAGCGAGAAGAGCUUGCGUUGAUUGAACAAGCCUAUGAUUCUCCGGGAACAACUCUUGCCAGAAUCAAGCGCUUCUUGCUCACUCAAAGAGCCUUCAAGGAGGUUGGCAUCGACAUGAAUGAUAACUACAACUCCAUCAAUCCAGUCUACGACAUUGAGCCAAUCGAGAAGAUCACUGAUGCGUACCUUGAUCAAUAUCUCUGGUAUCAAGCGGAUACGCGACACCUUUUCCCGUCCUGGGUCAAGCCUUCCGACUCAGAAGUCCCACCUCUUCUGGUUUACAAAUGGGCCCAAGGUAUCAAUAACUUGACCAAUGUGUGGGAGACGGCAGAUGGAGAGUGCAACGUGAUGCUCGAGACUCAGCUGUCCAAAGUCUACGAGAAGAUCGAUUUGACUCUGCUCAACCGGCUCCUUCGACUCAUCAUGGACCACAAUCUAGCGGAUUACAUCACUUCCAAGAACAAUGUCCAGCUCAAUUAUAAGGACAUGAACCACACGAACAGCUACGGUAUGAUUAGGGGUUUGCAAUUCUCUGGCUUUGUCUUCCAGUACUAUGGCCUGGUCAUCGAUUUGCUUCUACUUGGAUUGCAGCGAGCUUCCGAGUUGGCUGGACCGCCUCAGAGCCCGAACGACUUCCUGCAAUUCCGUGACCGAGAGACCGAGACCAGACACCCCAUCCGACUGUACACCAGAUACAUCGACAAAAUUUGGGUCUUCUUCAGGUUCAGUGCAGAAGAGUCGAAGGAUCUAAUCCAGCGCUUCUUGACCGAGCAGCCGGAUCCCAACUUCGAGAAUGUGAUCGGGUAUAGGAACAAAAAGUGCUGGCCCCGAGAUUCCAGGAUGAGGCUGAUGAGACACGACGUCAAUCUCGGUCGUGCCGUAUUCUGGGACCUGAAGAACAGACUGCCUCGUUCCAUCACCACGAUCGAAUGGGACGAUACCUUUGCAAGUGUCUAUUCGCGUGACAAUCCAAAUCUGCUCUUCUCCAUGUGCGGUUUCGAGGUGAGAAUCUUGCCGAAACUUCGAAACCAGAACGACGAGUUCCCGGUCAAGGACAGCGUCUGGGCUCUUGCCAACAAUGAGACCAAGGAAAGGACCGCAUUCGCGUUCUUGCAAGUGACCGAAGAAGAUAUUUCAAAGUUCAAUAAUCGCAUCAGACAGAUUCUCAUGUCGUCUGGGAGUACUACUUUCACCAAGAUUGCAAACAAGUGGAACACCACCUUGAUUGCUCUGUUCACGUACUACAGAGAAGCUGCUGUUUCCACCGUCAACCUGUUGGACACCAUUGUCAAGUGUGAGACGAAGAUUCAGACUCGUGUCAAGAUUGGCCUGAACUCGAAGAUGCCUUCCCGUUUCCCGCCUGCUGUAUUCUACACACCAAAGGAACUGGGCGGCUUAGGCAUGAUCUCCGGUUCUCACAUCUUGAUUCCGACAAGCGACAAGCGAUGGUCCAAGCAGACAGAUACUGGCGUCACGCAUUAUCGAUCGGGUAUGUCUCAUGAUGAGGAGACCUUGAUCCCCAACAUCUUCCGGUACAUCAUCCCUUGGGAAGCCGAGUUCAUCGACUCGCAGCGAGUAUGGACGGAGUAUUCCCAGAAGCGAAUGGAAGCAAAUCAGCAAAAUCGCCGUCUGACGCUCGAAGAUCUCGAGGAUAGCUGGGACAGAGGUCUCCCCCGGAUUAACACGCUCUUCCAGAAAGACAGGAGUACCUUGUCCUUCGACAAGGGGUUCCGGGCUCGCACCGAGUUCAAACAAUAUCAACUGAUGAAGAGCAACCCUUUCUGGUGGACGAGUCAGAGGCAUGAUGGAAAAUUGUGGAACUUGAAUGCCUAUAGGACGGAUGUCAUCCAGGCGCUGGGCGGCGUCGAGACCAUCCUGGAGCAUACUCUGUUUAAAGCUACGGCGUUCCCUUCGUGGGAGGGUCUCUUCUGGGAGCGUGCCAGCGGCUUCGAAGAAUCGAUGAAGUUCAAGAAGCUUACCAACGCGCAGCGCUCUGGUCUCAACCAGAUUCCGAACCGACGGUUCACUCUGUGGUGGUCGCCAACCAUCAACCGUGCAAACGUCUAUGUUGGGUUUCAGGUCCAGCUCGAUCUGACUGGUAUUUUCUUGCAUGGCAAGAUUCCAACCUUGAAGAUCUCUUUGAUCCAGAUUUUCAGAGCCCACUUGUGGCAGAAGAUCCACGAGAGCGUUGUCAUGGAUCUGUGCCAGGUCUUCGAUCAAGAACUCGAGCAGUUGGGGAUAGAGACUGUGCAAAAGGAGACCAUCCAUCCCAGGAAGUCAUACAAGAUGAACAGCUCGUGCGCAGAUAUCCUGCUCUUCGCCAGUCACAAGUGGAAUGUCACACGGCCAUCCCUGCUGUUCGACACCAAGGAUCAGAUCGAAGCAAACACGACGAACAAGUUCUGGGUCGACGUCCAGCUGCGGUACGGUGACUACGACUCCCACGACAUCGAACGCUACGUCCGAGCCAAGUACCUCGACUAUACGACCGACAGCAUGAGUAUCUAUCCCUCCGCGACUGGGUUGAUGAUCGGCAUCGAUUUGGCAUAUAACCUCUAUUCUGCCUAUGGACAAUACUUCCCCGGUCUGAAGGCUCUGAUACAGCAGGCCAUGGCAAAGAUCAUGAAGGCCAACCCGGCUCUCUAUGUGCUACGCGAGCGCAUCAGAAAAGGUCUUCAGCUCUAUGCCUCUGAGAGUACACAAGAGUUCCUCAAUUCUCAGAACUAUUCGGAGUUGUUUAGCAACCAGACGCAGUUGUUUAUUGACGAUACCAACGUAUACAGGGUGACCAUCCACAAGACAUUUGAGGGGAAUCUGACGACGAAACCGAUCAAUGGUGCUAUCUUUAUAUUCAACCCGAAAACUGGCCAGCUGUUCUUGAAGAUCAUUCACACCAGCGUUUGGGCUGGUCAGAAGCGUCUUGGACAGCUAGCCAAGUGGAAGACGGCCGAGGAAGUAGCAGCGCUCAUCAGAUCUCUGCCCGUCGAAGAACAGCCCAAGCAGCUGAUUGUCACGCGGAAGGGUCUCCUUGACCCACUGGAGGUUCACCUGCUGGAUUUCCCCAACAUUUCGAUCCGCGCUUCAGAACUUCAGUUGCCCUUCCAGGCUGCAAUGAAGGUCGAGAAGUUGGCGGACAUGAUUUUACAAGCCAAGGAGCCACAGAUGGUGCUCUUCAACUUGUAUGACGAGUGGCUGAAGACGAUCUCCUCGUACACGGCUUUCUCGAGGCUGAUCCUCAUCCUGCGCGCUCUGCACGUUAACACGGAUAAAACCAAGCUGCUUCUGCGACCUGACAAGACCGUCAUCACUCAGGCACAUCACAUCUGGCCCACGCUGUCGGAUGAAGACUGGAUCAAGGUAGAAGUCCAGUUGAGAGACUUGAUCCUCAACGACUACGGCAAGAAGAACAAUGUCAAUGUCCAGUCUCUGACCAGCAGCGAAGUGCGCGAUAUCAUCCUGGGUAUGGAGAUUUCGGCGCCGUCCAUGCAAAGACAACAAGCUGCCGAGAUUGAGAAGCAGCAACUGGAACAGCAACAGUUGACUGCCGUGACCACCAAGACGCAGAACGUCCGAGGUGAAGAAAUCAUCGUCACCACCACGUCUCAAUACGAGCAGCAAUCCUUUGCGUCGAAGACCGAAUGGCGAACCCGAGCCAUUGCCACCUCGAAUCUCCGAACUCGUGCGAACAACAUUUACAUUUCCGGUGACGAUGUUCAGGAGGCCGAGGAAUCGUACACUUACAUCCUGCCCAAAAACGUCCUCAAGAAAUUCAUCACCAUUGCCGACUUACGUGUCCAAGUGGCUGGGUACCUCUACGGCUCGUCGCCGCCAGACAACGACCAAGUCAAGGAGAUUCGCACAAUCGUGCUGGUGCCUCAAGUCGGCUCCACACGCGAGGUACAGCUGCCGCAACAACUACCUCAGCACGAAUAUCUGAAGAACAUGGAACCCUUGGGCAUAAUCCACACCGCGUCGGGAAACGAGACAUCUUACAUGCCGGCCUCUGACGUGACCAUGCACUCCCGCCUGAUGGCUCAGCAUCCGACGUGGGACAAAAAGACAAUCACCCUGACCGUCAACUUCACACCCGGCUCCGUCUCGCUCAGUUCGUGGUCUCUCACUCCGCAGGGCUACACGUGGGGUGCCCAAAACAAGGAUACCCAAUCUGACAACCCUGCUGGAUUUUCGACUUCGUUUGGUGUCAAGACUCAACUGCUCCUCUCGGACAAGAUACGCGGGUAUUUCCUGGUCCCCGAGACGGACGUGUGGAAUUAUAGUUUCAUGGGCGCGCAGUUCUCGACCGUCGAGAAGAGACCUGUCUAUGUCAAGAUCGACACGCCAAAGAGGUUCUAUGACGAUUUGCAUCGGCCGGUGCACUUUAGCAGUUUUAAUGAGCUGGAGGAUAUCUGGGCGGAUCGGGAAGAUGCUUUUGCUUAG
Molecule: messenger RNA, 7092 nt
Organism: Cladophialophora yegresii CBS 114405
Lineage: Eukaryota; Fungi; Ascomycota; Eurotiomycetes; Chaetothyriales; Herpotrichiellaceae
Product: pre-mRNA-processing-splicing factor 8
Exons: 2
Coding region: 1-7092 (2363 amino acids)
Biological process (GO): mRNA splicing, via spliceosome; spliceosomal tri-snRNP complex assembly
Cellular component (GO): U5 snRNP; catalytic step 2 spliceosome
Molecular function (GO): U6 snRNA binding; protein binding; U1 snRNA binding
Source: RefSeq, a predicted model, not a curated record